UGUUGGCGUUGUUUGAGCAGUACGUGGAGAAGGGUCUUCAGUUUGUGUGGAAGCGUUGUGUCCAGGCCAUGGGCCAGGUGGACAUCAGUAAGGUCACUACCCUCUGCUGCCUGUUGGAGGCGCUGCUGCUGGGAGACGGAAGACCAGACCUCAAGAUGGAAGCUAAGCACCUGAACAGUGUGUUGUGUCAGACGUUUGUGUUCUGCUACCUGUGGUCUGUGGGGGGUAACCUGACUGACAGCCACUGGGAUGCCUUCGACAGCUUCGUCAGACAACAGUUUGAAGACAAUAAUGAUGCCAAGCUGCCCAGCUCGGGGGACCUGUGGAGUGUGUUCAUGGACUUCAACCACAAGCGUCUGGAGCCGUGGGAGAGGAUCAUCCCCUCCUUUAGGUACAACAAGGAACUGCCCUUCUUUGAGAUGCUGGUUCCCACCACCGACACAGUGCGUUAUGGCUACCUGAUGGAGAAACUACUGUCUGUAGGACACUCUGUUCUCUUCACCGGCAUCACCGGAGUAGGAAAGUCUGUGGUGGCCCGUGGUCUUCUGAACAGUGUCCAGGAGAAGGGAGGCUAUGUUCCCGUCUAUAUCAACUUCUCAGCACAGACCACCUCGGCCAGAACACAGGAGAUGAUCGAGUCCAAACUGGAGAAGAAGAGGAAGAACAUUCUGGGUGCUCCUGGUAACAGAAAGAUAGUGAUCUUUGUGGAUGAUCUGAACAUGCCUAAAUUGGACACCUACGGCUCCCAGCCUCCAAUAGAGCUGCUCAGACAGUUCCAGGACUUCCACGGCUUCUACGACCGAGAGAAGUUCUUCUGGAAGGAGAUCCAGGACAUGACGAUCGCGGCGGCCUGCGCUCCGCCUGGAGGGGGCCGUAACCCGGUGACCCCUCGUUUCAUCCGCCACUUCAGCAUGCUGUGUCUGCCCACUCCCUCCGAACACAGCCUCAAACAGAUCUUCAAUGCCAUCCUCAGUGGUUUCCUCAGUGAGUUCCCCCAGGCGGUGAGGUCUUCAGCAGGCAGCAUCGUAGACGCAGCAGUAGAGAUCUACCACCGCAUGUCUGUGGACCUCCUGCCUACACCAGCCAAGUCCCACUAUGUCUUCAACCUCAGGGACCUCUCCAAGUGUGUCCAGGGUGAGACACACACACACUACGUCUUCACCCUCAGGGACCUGUGUGUCCAGAGAUCGUGGUGGAGGAGUUCCCUAGAGGACAUUAACAACAUGUUGAACAGUGGAGAGGUGCCCAACCUGUUUGAGAAGGAUGAUCUGGAGCAGGUCCUGGCUGCCACACGGCCCAGAGCCAAGGAGGCCGGCAUCAACGAGGGAAACCGAGACGAGGUACAGUAG
Messenger RNA from Oncorhynchus nerka (sockeye salmon), 1349 nucleotides. Its product is annotated as dynein axonemal heavy chain 6-like. The record is from RefSeq and is a predicted model, not a curated record. Bases 69 to 1349 code for a protein of 426 amino acids. NCBI's taxonomy places the organism in Eukaryota, Metazoa, Chordata, Actinopteri, Salmoniformes, Salmonidae. The transcript has 9 exons.